Oryza brachyantha (malo sina) is the source of this 573-nucleotide messenger RNA. RefSeq lists its product as uncharacterized. Lineage: Eukaryota; Viridiplantae; Streptophyta; Magnoliopsida; Poales; Poaceae. The record is from RefSeq and is a predicted model, not a curated record. The transcript has a single exon. Bases 1 to 573 code for a protein of 190 amino acids.
AUGAACACCAUGUCGCUGCUUAGGCUACUCGUCCUCGUCGCCGCCUCCUCCUCUCUCGCCGCCGCCGGAGACGAGAAGCCGCCGUGCCCCGGCGCGCCGUCCAUGACCGUGGAGGCGGUGUGCCGCAACGCGAGCGGCACGCAGGCGAUGUACGACGUGUGCAAAGACGCGCUCGGCGGCGGCGCCGUCCCGGACCCGCUCAGCGACCACGACGUGACCGUCUACGCGCUCGCCGCCGAGCGCGGCGCGCUGGCCUCGGUCGGCGCCACCCUGGGCACCGCCGUCGAUCUGGUGCUCCACAACUCGUCGCUCUCCGGCGACGAGAAGGACGCGUACACGCAGUGCGCGGAGGCGUACGCGACGGCGGAGCGCGCCAUGGGCAGCGUCGUCGGGAAGCUCGACGUCUGCCGCCUCGACGGCCUCGCCGACGACUACCUGAACGGGCUCCUCGACAUCGAGAGCUGCCGGGACCGGGUGCUGAAGCUGCCGGCGUCGCCGCUGUACGCCAUGGUCCUCGUCGACCGGAACAAGGCGGCGCUGGCUUUCUUGCUCGGCAAAUUGUUGGGGAUAUGA